UCUGCAGCUACAUAUCUCUCUGUGUCUGCUCUGUAGCUACAUAUCUCUCUGUGUCUGCUCUGUAGCUACAUAUCUCUCUGUGUCUGCUCUGUAGCUACAUAUCUCUCUGUGUGUCUUUGCUCUGUAGCUACAUAUCUCUCUGUGUGUACAGCAUUCUUUCUGAUUCUACCCAUUUCUGUUUUCAUCCAUCUCUACCUCAACUUUUUCCUCUCAGUUGCCUCUCUCUAUUCUCUCUGUCUCUCUCUCUCUCUCUCUUCCUCUUUCUCUGUCUCUCUUUGUAAUAGUCUACAUUCACCUCUGCUACCUGCGGUCUCACUAUGAGUGGUAAUCUGUGGACGGAGGAGCAGUUCAACUGUCCUGUGUGCCUGGACCUCCCCAAUGAGCCAGUCACCAUCCCGUGUGGCCACAGCUACUGCAUGGGCUGCAUCAAGGACUACUGGAGCAAGGACGACCCUCGCUCCCCUGGAGUCUACAGCUGUCCCCAGUGCCGCCAGACAUUCUGUCCCAAGCCCUCCUUGUCCAGGAACACCAUGCUGGCAGAGGCCGUGGAGCAGCUCCGCAAGGGGGCCCUCACCACCUCCGCCAGGGAGUCCAUCCGGAGCGCCCACCGUGCCAACACCAUGGGUAGAGCCAAGGGAGGUUCCCGUGGUGGUGGUGUCAGCCAGCUGCCAGCCAUGGCCGUGCCCUGUGACACGUGCCACGGCGCUGGAGACCAGCGGGCUGCGGUGAAGUCUUGCCUGGUCUGUAUGGCGUCCUACUGCGAGGCCCACCUGAAACCGCAUCAGACGAAAGCAGAGUUGAAAAAGCAUGAGCUGAUUGCGCCCACGGGCAAGCUGGCGCAGAAGAUCUGUACCGAGCACAAGUACCUGCAGGAGUUCUACUGUCGUCAGUGCCAGAUGUUUGUGUGCUGGCUGUGCACCAGUAACCAGCACAAGGACCAUGAGACCACCUCCACCAAGGCAGAGCGCACGGAGAGACAGAAAGAGCUGGCUGAGGUGCAGACAGAGAAUCAUCAGAGACUGAAAGAAAGAGAAGGAGAGCUGAAAGACAUGAAGAAGAUGCUGGAGGCAACAAAGCGGUCAGCAGACAGGGUACAUGAUGACACAGCGACGGUGCUGUCGGAGCUCCAGCGCUCGGUGGAGAGGCUCCAGGAGCUGGUGGAGGGUGUGAUGAACCAGGCUGGGCAGGAGAAAGUAAGCGAGGCCCAGGACGUGGUGGACAAGCUGGAGGCCGAGAUCUCUGAGCUAAAGAGGAGAGACAAGGACAUGAAGGAGGUGUUCCGCUGCGAAGACAACAUCCACUUCCUAGAGACCUGUGAGUCUCUGUGCAGCCCGUUUGAGUGUAAUGAUCUGUCGUGUGUGGUGGCCAAUCCAGAGGCUACGUUUGAGCCUGUACGUGAAGCCAUCCUGAACUUACGGGAGAGAGUGGAGGACAUGUGCAACGUGGAACUGGGCAAGAUCACCAAGACAGUGAAUGAUACAACACUGUUCACCUUAGGAGACAAAGCAAAACAAAAUGGCGGCCAGAAGACAGGAGGGUUCAGGAGUUUGUUUUCUGGUCUGGGAUCCAAAACAACAACAAACAACAUCCGUCCUGCAGCUCCCACACCGACUGUCUCCGUGGCGGUUCGAGGUCCUAACUCACGUGGUGUAGGCCUGCGCUCUCAGGAUGUUAGGAGCAGAGAGGAACCACGAGCUGACAGAGACAGGCCGAGGAGAGAGGAGAGAAAACCAGCCAGAGAGGCAGCCCCCAGUCCAAGCACCAGAUCUAGUCCCGCUCAGAGCCGGAGAAAGCCAGCCAGAAAUAGCCCUACCCAAAGUCGAAGAGAGACGCGCAGACGCAGUCCCAGUACCAGUCCAAGUCGUAGAGAGCCAGCCAGUCCCAGCCCCACUACAAGUCGUAGAGAUCCAGCCAGACCCAGUCCCAGUCCAAGUCGUAGAGAGCCAGCCAGACCCAGUCCAAGUCGUAGAGAGCCAGCCAGACCCAGCCCUACUCCCAGCCGGAGAGAGACACCCAGACCAGAACCCACCACCCCCCCUACCCCCGGUGCUGUUACCAAAGCCACCCCAGCCUCAGGAGCUUUCAGCCGGAUGGGCUCCAUAGCAAGUCUCUUCCGCUCCCAUCGACGUGCCACACCGGCACCUGGGCCAGUCAACAACAACACUGGUGGAGUUAACCCAUGGGGGAUGGGUGCACUGACUGAAUCCCAACCAGAAGUGAAUACCAGCCUUUUCCUGGAUCCACUGACCCCUGACCCCAUCAUGAAUCAGAUGCCAGCUUUCCCUGCAUUGAGGGAGAUAGACAUCUCUAGCAUCCAGGCCCCAGAGCCCAGGAGCAGAGAGGAGUUCCUGCAGUAUGCCUGUACCCUGACCCUAGACACGAGGACAGCCCACCGACGUCUGAGCCUGUCGGAGGGCAACACCAAGGCCACCCUACAGGGGGCAGGGCAGCCCUACCCAGACUGCCCCCAACGCUUCGAUGGCUGGACCCAGGUGCUGUGCCAGGCCCCCCUGUCCUCCCAGCGUUGUUACUGGGAGGUGGAUUGGCGGGGGAAGGGGUCAUCAAUGGGCGUGGCUUAUGGAGCCCUGAGCAGGAAGGGGGCAGACGCCAGGGCGGGGCUUGGCUACAAUGCCCAAUCAUGGAGCCUGGAGCUGUCGGAUACGUGUUGCACAGCAAUGCAUGACAAUGAGAAGAGGGAGAUCCCGGUGACGUACUCGCCGCGUCUGGGGUUGUUCCUGGACCUCAACGCGGGCACCCUGGCGUUCUAUAGCGUGGCGGAGAGCAUGGCGCACCUGCACACGUUCCGCGCCAACUUUACACAGCCACUGUAUGCAGCCUUCGGGGUGGGGAGUGGGGUUGGUGUUGGACUGGACUUUGCUCUGGGUCAGUUCAGCCAGACAUCUGACAGCAUCAAGAUCUGCCCCAUGUGACGAGAACUACGACCUCUGUAUAGAUCUGCCCCAUGUGACGAGACCUACGACCUCUGUAUAGAUCUGCCCCGUGUGACGAGACCUACGACCUCUGUAUAGAUCUGCCCCGUGUGACGAGACCUACGACCUCUGUAUAGAUCUGCCCCGUGUGACGAGACCUACGACCUCUGUAUAGAUCUGCCCCAUGUGACGAGACCUACGACCUCUGUAUAGACCUGCCCCGUGUGACGAGACCUACGACCUCUGUAUAGAUCUGCCCCGUGUGAUGAGACCUACGACCUCUGAAUAGAUCUGCCCCGUGUGACGAGACCUACGACCUCUGAAUAGAUCUGCCCCGUGUGACGAGACCUACGACCUCUGUAUAGAGCUGCCCCAUGUGACGAGACCUACGACCUCUGUAUAGAUCUGCCCUGUGUAACGAGACCUACGACCUCUGUAUAGAUCUGCCCCGUGUGAGGAGACCUACGACCUCUGAAUAGAUCUGCCCCAUGUGACGAGACCUACGACCUCUGUAUAGAUCUGCCCUGUGUAACGAGACCUACGACCUCUGUAUAGAUCUGCCCCGUGUGAGGAGACCUACGACCUCUGAAUAGAUCUGCCCCAUGUGACGAGACCUACGACCUCUGUAUAGACCUUCCCCGUGUGACGAGACCUACGACCUCUGUAUAGAUCUGCCCCGUGUGACGAGACCUACGACCUCUGUAUAGAUCUGCCCCGUGUGACGAGACCUACGACCUCUGUAUAGAUCUGCCCCGUGUGAUGAGACCUACGACCUCUGUAUAGAUCUGCCCCGUGUGACGAGACCUACGACCUCUGUAUAGACCUGCCCCGUGUGACGAGACCUACGACCUCUGUAUAGAUCUGCCCCGUGUGAGGAGACCUACGACCUCUGUAUAGACCUGCCCCAUGUGAUGUGACCUACGACCUCUGAUCCCCAUCUGCUAUCACCGCUUUAUAGGACAUAAUUUAACAAGAAUUAGUUUGUUUCCUAAACAUUUACAAAACAGCCCAAAUGCUGCACUUCUGACAAACAAAUGAUGUACAAACACUAAUAGAAGACUGAACUGACAAAUGGUGUGGGGUGUAGUGUGUAUGUACACACACGUCCAUUAGUUAUAACACAUUAAAUAUAACACAACCAAAUCAUUUCUCAUGUCCUUUAUUAAAACAAAAGCACCAAAAAGGUAAUCUUGGGUAUUUUAUGAAGCAUGGAGGAGAGGCGCCAGGUCGAAAACCAAUAAUGAACACUUCCAACGACACAGAGCCCAUAAGGACCAUCACCCAUCAGCUACAUUCAAUAGAGCCAACGGUAUGAGUCAUAGAACGAACAGUGUCUUCACCCCUCUCCUCCUAUACCUCCCCCAUAGCAGAAACCCUAGUAUAAAACUGAUGCUCUUUCCUCGUGGUUACAUAGGUAAUACAACACACACAAGCCAACACAAAGCAUUUCACUGUAUUUAAAAAUGAGUUUUGGUUUGCACUGAUAUACAGUUUUAAAUACAUGACAGCUUGGAUUCCCUUUUCAAUGGUUCAUCACACAAUGGAGGCACAAAAAAAAAAGUAAAAUAAAUGUCUACAUGAAAUGAUAAAUAACUUAUUACCUUUGAUAAUAAUACAGUAUUUGAUGCUAUAACCUAGUCUAUAUAUCAAUAUUUGUCACUAAUAAUAUUUCCUAACUAGUGAUCUCUGUAAAUCAGGUUAAAAAGUGCAGUACAUGAGUGGGAUAGGUCAGAUGGACGGACGGACGGUAAGAAAAGAGGUAUAGCAGGGACGUCUGAGGGUCACACCAGGGGUCAAGUAUGGGUCAAAGGGCACAGGGUCAAAGGGUCACACACUAGUCUAGCUAGCUUGAAAUACAGAACCUGUUUAGCUAGCAUUCCACUUCAUGUACUCUGUGUCAUGUGAACACUGGAGUGGAAUGAGAACACAGACUGGUACCCAGGCUCUAGUCUAGCCCCUCCCCACUACACACUCCAGUAGACCUGAAAGGAAAAACAAUAUGGGAUUUGUUUGAUCUUGACCUCUGAUAGGCUAGCUGGAAUUUCCCCAUAUUGCUUAGGCUCUGCCGCUAUACCCAUCAAGUCCUUUCAGAUUUAAAAUAAACAGCAUUACAGGGGAAGGUACUAAAGACCGUUAGUCUCAUAGCUGUUCAAUAUCACACAACACCAUGUUGCCCUCUACUGGCCGCUGAGUGAAUAGAGUACCUUUUAAGACCAUAACCACAGUAGUAGUGAACCAUGCAUUAGAUGAGACUCAGAGCUAACCUGGAUUAAAACAUAGUACACCCACUACUACCUAGGAUGCUGAUGGCUCCCCGUUUGGGACCAAACCUCUUGUACCAGGGGCGAGUCUGUCAGGAUUUCACAGGUGUAAGCAAUUUGGUAAUAAAUCUACCUUGCCCUCUGAUAGGCUAGGUGGAAGUAUCACCAUAUUGGUUAUACCAAUCAAAUCCUCUCAGAUCUCCACAAGCUGAGGAAUAGUCCAUCCCA
Messenger RNA from Salmo salar (Atlantic salmon), 5419 nucleotides. Its product is annotated as E3 ubiquitin/ISG15 ligase TRIM25. Lineage: Eukaryota; Metazoa; Chordata; Actinopteri; Salmoniformes; Salmonidae. The record is from RefSeq and is a predicted model, not a curated record. Gene Ontology annotation, molecular function: zinc ion binding; protein binding.